AUGGAGUCCCGAGACUCAUCGCCAGCGCGGCCUGGCGCCCGGGAGAAGGACGCCGACUUUGACUUACACGUCGACCACGGAACCUCAUCCCACGACCCCGAAGAGGCCUCAAAGUCUCUCCUAAACCCUCACCCCACCGACCGCGACCGCAAGCGUUGCUUCACGACCUCGUACACGCGCCUCGUUGUGAUCGUCCUCGUCUCCCUUCUCCUCGGUGCUCUCACCUCCCUCGGCCUCACCACCCUCGUAUCCCACAUCCACAAAAUCUCUUCCACUACAGCCCACCGGAACGACAACACCCUCGCCUCCCCAUCCCACGACCCCCAGUCCUCCGUCAAGUUCCUCCACCCAGCACCCUGUGGCACGACGCCGUCCGAAGCCCGCGCCUCCGGGUGCCUCUUCGACCUCAUCUCUUUCAACUGGCUUCCCCCGGCAUGCCACGACGCCGAGCUCGCGGCGCAGUUCGAGGAGGAGCUGCGUGAGGCGGGGCAGCUGUCGUGGUACGAGGACAUGCAGCGCACCAAGCCUCUGUCAAGGGACCAGAUCAUGACGGGGGAGCACUCGGGGAUCUACGUCUCCCUCGGGUACCACCUCCGCCACUGCACGGCCAUGUGGAGAAGGAUGCACCGCGCGCUGAUUCAGGGCGGCGGCGGGCUGGGGCGCGUGGACGGGUACAUCUGGAGCUACCACCACACGAGGCACUGCGAGGAGAUGCUGCUGGCGGGGCACAACGGGAGCGCGGCGGGGGAGCUGUUCACGACCGAGGUGAGGAUCAAGUAUCCCGACUGCGGGGUGGUUAUGGAGGCGUAG
Molecule: messenger RNA, 810 nt
Organism: Colletotrichum spaethianum
Lineage: Eukaryota; Fungi; Ascomycota; Sordariomycetes; Glomerellales; Glomerellaceae
Exons: 1
Coding region: 1-810 (269 amino acids)
Source: RefSeq, a predicted model, not a curated record